CGGUCCGGACGUACCGCGUCAGCUGUGUCGCGUCAUCCGUCUCGCGCGUGAAAUGACAGUCGCGAGGAUGUGCGCGAAGUGCGCAGCGUGCCAGUGGUGAAGCGCAGUCGAGCGGAUACGCCCGGGGAACGAUGAACGGCGGCCUCGAGGUUCUACGCGGACCCGAGCAACAUCCCGCGAGGUUCGCCGAUUACUUUGUCAUCUGCGGCCUCGACAAGGACUCCGGCCUAGAGCCGGACCGCUACUUCGGGGACUCGCUGCAGUGCACGCCGUUGGACCGUGCUUACAAGAGCAAGGUCCUGGGGCACUACCCCGACUCGGUGCCCUGGAAUCCCUUCGACAAGCAAGCCGUUUGCAUGCUAUGCCUCCCCAGUGGGCUGAGGUUUCGCACGCAGAAGCACUCGGUGGAGCCCACCUUCCAUUCGUUCGUCCUGACGAAGGAGGAUGGCCGCAGGAGCUAUGGGUUCAGCCUGGUCUUCUACGAGGAAUGCCGAGACCGGAAGAUCUGCGCCGCUAUGCAGACUCUGCAAGCGAUGCACAUCACGGAACUCAGUAGUGGACAGAACGGUACACCGCCGGUCCCAAGGCGAGGACAGGACGGGCACAACACGAGGUCGCUGCCGAGGCACUUCAAACUUUCAGCCCACUCUCCUGGUGCCGCCAUGGGCUACUACGACUCCACCAAAGAUAAGCUCUUCGUCACUAAGUCGAUCUCGCUGCUCUGCCAGCAGCCCUACCUACACGCGGCGAGGACGUUCCUCGGGAACCUCUACAAGUGCGUCCCCAGACACCCUGGCCCCGGUCUCAGUCUCGAGUCCUACGUCUACAAUCUGCUGUACAACGUGCCGGUCCCACUUCCUGGGAAGUCCCUUAAGUUCUUCGUACCCAACGACGAGCCGGCGAAGCCUCCCCUGGAGCUGGUGAUCCACCAGCCGGUACCCGCCCAGGAGCUCCCCAUGUUGGACUACUCCUUGAAGGACGUCUUCACCUGGCUAGGCGUCGACUGCGUAAUCCAGCUCUUCACCUGCGUCCUCCUGGAGAACCAGGUCCUCCUCAGGAGCGCCGACUUCCACAAGCUCAUGGUCGUCUCCGAGUGCGUGACCGCCCUGCUCUUCCCGUUUUCCUGGCAGCACGUCUACGUGCCCAUUUUGCCGGCCAGCUUGCACCACUUCCUCGACGCCCCGGUGCCCUUCAUCAUGGGUCUUCAUGCCCAGAGCGAGGGUGGCAUCGUCAAGAUCGCCAGCGAAGCUAAUCUGUGCUACGUGGACAUCGACAAGCAGACGAGCCAAUUGCCAGAAGAGCUGCCUGUUUUCCCACACAAGUUGCAGUUCAUUGCCGAGAUCAGGGCGAUCCUAAACAAGUACAAAGUACCGCACCCGGACAAGACUGAUAACAUGGUGAUAAAUUAUCUCAACGGGGAUAUCAUGACAAGUAGUUUAACUCUACCUGGCUCUGGGUUCCAUUUUCCACGCAGGAAACACUCUUUGCACGAUGUUCUCGACUGGGACAGAGCAGAUCCUGAGCCACAAGCCGAAGCGCUGCAAAGGAUCGCUGACAUUGCCAAGAGAACAGGGAUCAACCUGGACGAUCUCGAUUCCGUGGAAAUCACCUCCAAGAAGAAUCUCACUCCCCAGGAGGAAUAUCGCGACACGCUCGUCUUCAAUAACGCCAUUAAGGAGAUUUUCAUGAAUCGCUUUGUACAGAUAUUCUCAAGCUACGAGCAUUUCGUCAUUCAGCCUAGCCAGGACAAGGACGAGUGGCUGAGCAACAGAGACAGCAUGCACGUCUUCGACAAGGCGACGUUCUUGUCGGAUCAGCCUGCGCAGCAUUUGCCCUUUUUAUCAAGAUUCCUGGAAACGCAGAUGUUCGCAUCGCUAGUGGACAGUAAGGUCAUGUCUACGUGGAGCGACCUGGAUUUUAAUAUCAAGGUCUUCGACAACAGAAUCGCGAAUUUGAAAAAGAAGGUCGGCGAAGGCAUCGUCAGGUCUCCUUGUUACGAAGUUUGUACAAGUAUUUCGGAGACGCAGAAGUUGUUGGAGCACAGGAUGAACAAUGUCGACUUUGAGGCGAGUCCACCGACAGAAAUUCUUCCCCAUCGAGCAGCUUAUUUUCGGAGCUUUCCUCUUCUGGACAGCGUUGCCUUGGGGAAAGAACCCGCACAAAGCAGUAGGAGAGGACAAACACAGUGGAAAUAUAAAAUGAAGCUGGUGGAGGCAAAUGGAAAGGCUCCGACUCCCCAAGAAACUCAAUCCCCUCGACCACAAACCAAGCUUUCGACAGACAUGAGCCCUGCCUUAAUAGCUCAAGCGAACUGGACAUUUGUAGAAAAAUUGCUAAAGGACUGCAAAUCUAAAACUAAAAGGAUGUUAGUGGAAAAGAUGGGCUCGGAGGCAGUGGCUUUGGGCCACGGAGGAGAGUCUCUCUCCGAUGUGGAGGAAAAUACACUGGUUGCCAGUCUUUGUGAUUUAUUGGAGCGUGUUUGGAGCCACGGACUACAGAAUAAACAUGGAAAGAGCGCUCUUUGGUCGCAUUUGGCCAUGUAUCAGGAGCUGGUCGAAUGCAACGACUCAGCUAAGACGAUAGAUCCCAAUUUUUUAUCUCCAGAGAAAAAACCUUCCAAAAAGUUUUUCGGAAUAUCGGAUCGGUUGGUAUCAUCUUUAAAGAACCGAAAUAUAUUUGAGAUAGCUUCCUGUAUUAAGGAAAACUUCAACGAUCUGUCAAAUUUGGCGUUGGAAACAGAAGUCUCUCCGACAAGAGGAAGAGAACGGCACAAAUUCCCAGGAGAAAGAAGAUCCAUCGGCACGGAACAGUUAAAACCUUUGCCCGAGUCAUUAAUCUUCGACAUACGUAAUGUACAGGCGAUGACAGAAAUUAAAACUCACAUCGGUUAUGCCAGAGCAUGGGUGAGACUGGCUUUAGAGAAGAAAUUGUUAUCGAGACAUCUGAAGAUGCUCUUAUCAGAAGCAACAUUGUUAAGGAGCCAGUACAAAAGGUCGGCAUUCCUUCGAUGCGAAGAAGAGAAGGAGCAGUUUUUGUACCACUUAUUGACACUGAACGCGGUUGACUAUUUCUGCUUCACCAACAAUUAUCCGACCACGAAGCUGCCCUACAGGGUCGUCAUAUUCCCCAGCAGGAAAGCAAGUGCAGCCACCACCUCAGCGAACAGUUGGGUCAUUAUCUCCGGCAUGUUGUGCGAGACCAAUCCAGUGCCCAUUCCGAAGGGAGCCUUGGAAUUCGUCUUCCACCACAAAAAUCUGGGAGUGUUGUCCACGUUGCGGAUAGGCCAUGACAACACCGGGCUCUCGCCAAAGUGGAUGGUGGAGCAUAUAGUUGUUCGCAACGAGGUAACCGGUCACACCUUCAAGUUUCCCUGUGGACGAUGGUUAGGAAGAGGAAUCGAUGAUGGUUCUACGGAGAGGCUGUUGGUUGGUGCUUUGGUUCCACGUAGUAUAGACAGCGAAGAACUGGUGGAAUCUUGUUCCACACCUCCGAGAUGUAGAUCUCCAAGCAUACCGAGGAGGCCAACGUUGUCUCAAGUCGAGUUGCAACAUAUGCUCGGAGAAGCUGUAAAUGCGAUUGUGAAGUUCCAUUACAGGAGAGAGCCUCAGGAUGGUUCGUUGACAGUUCUUUUGUGUGGCGAAGGUGGUCUCGUACCAUCUCUCGAACAGACUUUCUUGUAUGGCUUUAAGAACCAAAGGAUAUUUGGAAGGAACUUAUACGUUUGGGACUAUUUCGUCCGAGUGAAGGAGAAUUUUGAGAUCUCGUUAUUGGAGGAGAUGGACGAGUACUCGCAGAAACUCAACAGAGGCAGGAGAGCACAUGCCGAAAGCAAUCAGAGGUUCACAAUACUUCGGUGUUACUGUCACCUGAUCGAUCAGAUCAAUACUUCUAGUCAAACCCUGGGCAAGGACGGAAAGUUUCAGCUCUUCGUCUGCCUAGCAGCUAGGGAACAACUCCUUCAUCUGAUGUUACGACCAAUGAGCGAGGCUCGUUCCACCGUCGACAUGUACGAGGAAGCCUCGUUCCUGAGGAACCCCUCGCUUUUGUCGUUUCUUAUUCACAUUCUGGAGCCACUGAGUGAAUUCCACAUAGUCCUCGAGAAAAGUUUAACGCACGGGAUCUCCAGUAUGUGUUAAUCGUGUGUGUAAAUACAUUCCUAUCGCCUAGAAAUAAUUUUCCUACGAGUUAGCGCGGGAACGGGUGAGCAAGUCUGCGGAUCGUCGGUCAGGAAAUACUCGACGAAGACGAGGUAGAAGAUAGACACAGAGGUGCAAGAUAUUUAGAACAGUGCAAACUGAUAGGUAAUUGCGUUUUGUAAAGAUACUCGUGAGAUAUGUCGUUCCUCGUUUAUCCUAUGUGGACGAUAACGAGUCGAUGCUAGUAGGGAUAAACCGAUCCAAGUGAAUACUCGUAUUUACUCGAUACUUUAAUUUCAAUGCCAAGUGCAUAGAUACCCUUAAAUUAUCGAUAAAAAAGAAAAGGUACCUAAUUGUCAUUUAACCAUCGAUGCCCUAAGAAAUGUCGUGACGUUUUUGUAUACUUUCGAUAUAUAUAUUUUUUUUAUAUACCGAAUAUGUAUCUACGUUUUGGAUUCUAGUAAUACGUAAACGUAUCAAUAGUUUUGUGGUAUCGGUUUGUCCCUAGAUGCAAGUCGACGGGAAUGACGAUACAAAGUUUAUCCGGCCAACCUUGCCCACGGUUGCUAGUUCAGAGCAAAUAAUCUAGAUAGUAAGAAACCACUAAGUGAUAUAUACAGAUCUAUACAUAUUUGUAAGUAAGGAGAAUUGUUAGCAGAUGAAUCGAUCACCAAAGAUAUUAUUACUGUUGUCGCCGCAUCGGGCGCCACCUGCGCGAUGCCGCGGAAUCUCUCGACAUGACAUUAGUCCUUUAACGAUCUACCUUAUAUUACCGUGUGUAUAUAUUAGAUAGGGAAUCGAGCGUAAUACGUAGAUGUCUUACGUACAAUCCUACGCGAUCCUGUACACGUAGUUUCAUUUUACCCGCUUUUUUAUACAUGUACGUAUUGGUCGAGUCAAUUUAUUAAGGGCACUGUAAAGCUGCGUAAGUCAUAUUGAAUUGUAACUCCGUAGAGAAGGAAAUGCCCGUAGGAAUUCCGGAUUUUCUUUAUCUAAGAGAAUCGGAUAAAAUGUAGCUAAAUAUCGGUUGGCAAUUUCAUCCGUUUCCCUCUAACGUAAAAAUUCAAUAUGGCCGACCUGGCUUUAAAGGACCCUUAAGGCGAUGCGAAAAUGGUGUUUAAGAGGCCUGGUGUAUGAAACUUUUCUUAUAAUUCACGUGGUAAUGUCUGAAAUGAUUCGGUACAACUAAUUAAGUGAGAAAAGUUGCAUUAAUGAGACCUCUGACGUCAUUUUCAUAUCCCCUUAUAGGCCGAGGGUGGGAGGCGCUCCGUCGAUGAUUUCUUGAUUUCUUCACCGAUCCGUAAGGUGAUAUACCAUUUAUUUCUUUUUCGGUGAUCUCGUAGGAGCGUCUCUAAACUUCGGCCACGUGUUAUUUAACCGGUAGAAUUGUAAACUGUGUUUCGUGUCUGCCCUACUCGAGGAAGUCGUUCGAUACUCCGUGGAGUUUGCCAAUUUAGGAUUAACACUUUUACCAGAACUCGUUUUAUCGGAAAUGAUUGAAGAUUAGUAUGUAAAAUCAUUCGACUGUGUCGGAACGGAAUAGCGUUUACUCCAGUUUACACGUUUUCUAAACACGCACGUACACACACACACACACUUAGAGCGGAACACGUGACAAUAUGUGAGCAAUUCUCUCCACUGUAAUUUUUAUAUCGCUUGCGUUGGACUUUCGUCAUUUUAGAAACUGCCCUUGGAAUGGCAAUCAUCGUCUCGACACUCUGGCUAGUCAGAUUGUUUUUUGCUAAGAUGUGCAAAAACAAUGAACUUUGGCAAUUAGAUAAAAAUGAUAAGGGGGGUCGAUCGUAAUUCUGGAAUUUAUUGUGAACCAGGCUUCGCGCAGGCAAUGAUUAUUUUUAAUUACCGCCAACCCUAGUUUAAGGUGGAAUUAAUUUUUGCACAUCUUGCCAAAGGCUUAAUUGAUUAUUCCGAGAUGAUUACAGUCUUAAGACUCGUAGGGUAAUUAUUCUUAAAUGCCUUUUAAUCCGGAUUCGCGUCGAGUCUCCUCCGACGUGGAUGCGUCUUAACCGAUAGAUUUGACUGCAGUUUCUUUAUAAUAUUUCUUUUUUCUUUUUAUUCCUAUAUUUAUAAUGACACGACACAUGCACUGUGUAGCUUGAUCCAUAUAUCCUCCUUUUAUUGUUUUAUUUAUUGAUAGCGUAAAUUCGGACCAAAUGAGUAACGCUUUCAUCGAGCCUGUAAUUGCAGUUCUAGCUCCAUGGUGUACACUCAUUGUCGUAUAGCGAAAUUGAUAGGAAAGAAAAGGAAAAAGAAAACGAUGUACCGAGUAAUGCAACAAUUAUCUCGAAAGGAGGAAAAUUGACGGACGUUGGUGUGAGUGUUAAAAAAUUAUUGUCGCCUCGUAGAAGUGAUUGCUCGUUCCAGGAGGCCGAGACCAAUUGCCGGGAUUUUUACGUGUUUUACAUAAAAAGUGGAGGCUUGUUUUUUAA
Messenger RNA from Orussus abietinus, 6583 nucleotides. It is a transcript of the gene pns, whose product is annotated as DENN domain-containing protein 5B. The transcript has 20 exons. The record is from RefSeq and is a predicted model, not a curated record. Gene Ontology annotation, molecular function: guanyl-nucleotide exchange factor activity; small GTPase binding. The coding region runs from base 132 to 4136 and encodes 1334 amino acids. Lineage: Eukaryota; Metazoa; Arthropoda; Insecta; Hymenoptera; Orussidae.